AAAGUGAGUUCCACUAAUGAUGAUGGUCGUUUACCAGAUACUUGGUGCUAUGGUGUUGUUGCCUGGCACGUACGUUGUAGUAAGAAUGACAGGAAAAUGAAAUACAGAACGUAGACGCUCAGAGUUUCGUGUUUAAACUUAUAGUUGAUUUUGUUUUAAGUAAUCAAAGCAUCUAAACACCGAUUCUUAUAUUUUGGGCUUUUCGAACUCUCAAGUUGGGAAUAUUACCGUUACGAAAAUCAUUCUAAGGACUUAUCGGAUAUAAGCUAUUGUUCGUUCUAUUCAGGGUUCCCUACUGUUACUAGCAGUUUUUGACAUGUCAGUGCUUUUGGAAACUUCUCUUGGCGACCUGGUCAUUGACUUGUGUAUCAACGAGGUCCCUACUACAUGCAACAAUUUCUUAAAGCUUUGCAAGCUUAAGUACUACAACUUUGCACCAUUUUAUAAUGUACAGAAAAACUUUAUUUGCCAGACUGGCGAUCCCAUAGGACCGACAGGAAAUGGGGGUAUCUGUGCAAAAGGGUUAAUGAAAACCGGUGAUAGAUUCUUUCCAGCGGAGUUCAAUGAACGCUUGACUCAUCAGGCUCGAGGUACAGUCAGCAUGAGUACGGCUACUAUUCGCAACAGUGAAGGUGAAGAAGUAAUAGGAUGUGGAAGCCAGUUCCUUAUAACAUUGGGUGAAGGGCUGCAUAAUUUGGACGAACGGUAUCCAGUUUUUGGUUACAUUGCAGAGGGUUUUGAAACCCUAGAUAAAAUUAACAGCACCUUAUGUGAUGAAGAGGGUCAGCCAUUUAUGGAUGUACGUAUAAAACACACAAUCGUUUUAGAUGACCCAUUUGAAGAUCCACCCGAGCUUGUCAUUCCAUCACGGUCUCCUUCACCCACGCCAGAGCAACUUGCAACAGUGAGAAUAGGUGACACGAAUGUUAUAAACGAAGAAGAGCCAGAAGAGGUUCAAAAAGCUCGGUUGGCUGAACAAGAAGCACAAGCCCAAGCUUUAACACUUGAAAUGGUUGGCGACCUACCUUUUGCCCACGUUGCUCCUCCAGAAAACGUUCUCUUUGUCUGUAAAUUAAAUCCUGUGACUCAGGAUGAGGAUCUUGAACUCAUAUUUUCUCGAUUCGGAAAAAUCGUGUCUUGCAAGAUUGUAAGAGAUAAAAAAACAGGAGACAGCCUGCAGUACGCAUUCAUUGAAUUCGACAAUAAGGAAAGCGUGGAGCGUGCUUACUUUAAAAUGCAGAAUGUUCUUAUUGACGACUCGCGCAUUCACGUCGACUUUUCACAAAGUGUCGCUCGUUAUCGCUACACUGACAGGAGAAAAACUAAUGAGCGGGAUUAUCAUCGCACAAACGACCAGAGAGAACGUUCUCCUCAACGGCAUUCUUACAGACGCACCCGUAGCCCACCGCGGUCGGCUUCCUCAUAUCGGCCCUCACACAGAAACCGGUAUGAAGAUGACGAAGAAGAAUCUCGGAUCCGCCAUUCUCGUCGGUCAUAUAGGCCACAUAGGAACGGCCACGAUCAGUCGCAUUCUGAAAGAUACGAACGAAGAAGCUACCGUAGAUAAAACAAAUGUGCUAUCAAACUCUAACCUCAGAAAUGCCGAGCUGCGUCGUAGCAAGCGGCAAGAGAGAUACGCCUAGUUUUCAGUCUGCACACGAGGACCAAUGCAGGUAAAAAACAUUGUACGGGUAAUCUCCAUCAUAGCCGCUCUCUUAUGAGGAAAAUUGAACUCCAGGCGUUUAGCAUAGUUCUCGCGAGUGAGGUACUGGAUGAAUUUAUGAUUGUCGAUGCGAGGCUCUAACAACACACGCUGGGUGCGACAAUCCAUUAAAAAUAGCAUGUGUGUGAUGCUUGAAAUCCAGACGGGCACUCUGUGGGGACCCCGGAGUUUCUCAUUGCCCACAAGAGCAUGAAAGCCACGAUCGUGAGCGUGCAGAGGUUGUGCAAAAGGCGCCAAACGAUCCUCCGGAACCCAAUAUAUCUCAAAGUAACCGAAGGGUUGGUCAUUAAAAUAUCCAAUAACAGAAUAGCAGUGAGGAUCGUUUUGCAUCUUCUGAAUGUACUGUAUAUGCGCAUCCAUAGUGCCGGCCUCCGACCAGAAGUAGUUUACGCGGGGAUUGUUUUGCCAUUCAUGGAAGAGAGGAAUGUGCUUGCUAAUGUCAAAGGCGACAAACGAAAUUGUCUCUUCCAGAGAAGGGAUCCAUCGACGAUAUAAAACAGUUCCUGGUGCUGGAGCAGGAGGACGGCGUAUUACUUGAUUACGGAGAUAUGAUAAGGGCCAUUCUGGUGAACUGUUAACUAACCACGGUUCCUUUAUUUGCCAGAAGGUGGUUCUAUCAGCACUUAGGGAUAAAUUCUCCUUAUUAAUUUCAACGGGUAGUGUUACAUUGCGAAUCAAGUUUUCAUCUGCAGCAAUAUAAACUUCAUUAGAGUAAGAGUGAUACAAAGUAAAAAAGGCAUAUAAAGCGAGGAAUACAUUCUCAUCUGCAUUUAAAGAGGGAUUCACGGGACUCAAUCUCCAGGUAUUUGGUUUCCCUGACGCCAGUAAACCGAGUUCUCCAUUCUUACCGGUCACUGAGAAGCAGUCUGCCUCAGAGGACUUGAUCUCGUAAUAUUCACCCUUGUAUUCGAUUUUCAUUACAGCGUGAAGGUCACCAGGAGUUCAAUAUUUUAGUGUCGUAUUUGUACUAAUGUUACAACGUAAAGGAAAGGUAGCUAAGAGGGG
This is a messenger RNA of Schizosaccharomyces japonicus yFS275, 2728 nucleotides long. RefSeq names its product RRM-containing cyclophilin regulating transcription Rct1. Gene Ontology annotation, cellular component: nucleus; chromatin. The transcript has a single exon. Lineage: Eukaryota; Fungi; Ascomycota; Schizosaccharomycetes; Schizosaccharomycetales; Schizosaccharomycetaceae. Gene Ontology annotation, biological process: regulation of transcription by RNA polymerase II. The coding region runs from base 317 to 1567 and encodes 416 amino acids. Gene Ontology annotation, molecular function: isomerase activity; RNA binding; nucleic acid binding. The record is from RefSeq and is a predicted model, not a curated record.